ACUUCCUGGUUGUAGCUGUCAAACACUCCGCUCUGGAUAACAACCGAUGUCCUCAGUCGCCGCCCUGCAUCGCCCCAAGCGAGUUUUAAUCGGCCACAAAGCAAGAAAUCCUGAACCAUGGCGUUCAGGAAGGCUCUGAAACACACGGCGAUGGUCGGCGGGGGGGCGGUCGCCACCGUUUUCGGCCUCUCGCAGCUCAUCGAGUACAGAAAGACGCAGCAUGGAUUGGCUCGGUUAGCCCACGUGGCAGCAGAGGCGGAGCUGAGGGUCCCAUUCGCCGACGAGUUCCCCUCCCGGCAGGCGCAGCUGGCGGCGCUGCAGAACACCGAGGAGUUUGACGUCCUGGUGGUCGGGGGAGGGGCCACGGGGGCCGGAUGUGCCUUAGACGCUGUCACACGCAACCUCAAGACCGCUCUGGUAGAGAGAAGCGAUUUCUCCUCGGGGACGAGCAGUCGGAGUACCAAGCUACUCCACGGGGGGGUCCGCUACCUGCAGAAGGCCAUCAUGCAGCUGGACUACGAACAGUACAUGAUGGUGAAAGAGGCCCUCCGUGAGCGAGCCAACCUCCUGGAGAUCGCCCCUCACCUCUCUGCGCCCCUACCCAUCAUGCUUCCUGUUUACAAAUGGUGGCAGUUGCCUUACUACUGGGCGGGGAUCAAGAUGUACGACCUGGUGGCGGGGGCGCAGUGCCUGAAGAGCAGCUACGUCCUCAGUAAGGCCAAGGCCUUGGAGCAUUUCCCCAUGCUGAAGAAGGACAAGCUGGUGGGAGCCAUCGUCUACUACGACGGACAGCACAACGACGCCCGUAUGAACCUGGCCAUCGCGCUGUCGUCGGUGCGCUACGGGGCCGCCGUCGCCAACUACACCGAGGUGAUGCACCUGCUGAAGACCAAAGACCCCCAGAGCGGGCAGGAGAAGGUGUGCGGGGCCCGCUGCAGGGACGUCAUCACAGGACAUGAGUUUGACGUGAAGGCCAAGUGUGUGAUCAACGCCACGGGGCCGUUCACAGACUCUCUGAGGAAGAUGGACAACCAGGAAACUAAGAACAUCUGCCAGCCGAGCGCCGGAGUGCACAUCGUCAUCCCCGGCUACUACAGUCCUGACAACAUGGGUCUUCUGGAUCCAGCGACGAGUGACGGACGCAUCAUCUUCUUCCUGCCCUGGGAGAAGAUGACCAUAGCUGGGACGACCGACUCCCCCACCAGCGUGACGGCUCACCCCAUCCCGGGGGAGGACGACAUCAACUUCAUCCUGAGGGAGAUCCGCAACUACCUCAGCCCCGACGUAGAAGUGCGGCGAGGAGACGUGUUGGCGGCGUGGAGCGGCAUCCGGCCCCUGGUGACAGACCCCGACUCCAAAGACACUCAGUCCAUCUGCAGGAACCACAUCGUCAGCAUCAGUGACAGCGGGCUUGUCACCAUCGCCGGCGGGAAGUGGACCACGUACAGAUCGAUGGCUGAGGAGACUCUGGACGCAGCCAUCAAAGCACACGGCCUCUCCGCCGCGCCCUGCAAAUCUGUGGGUCUGACACUGGAGGGGGGCAAGGGCUGGACCCCCACCCUCUAUAUCCGCCUGGUGCAGGACUACGGCCUGGAGAAUGAGGUGGCUAAGCACCUGGCGGCGACGUACGGAGGGAAAGCCUUCGAUGUGGCCAAGAUGGCUCAGGUCACCGGGCAGAGGUGGCCUAUUGUCGGGAAGAGACUGGUGUCUGAGUUCCCUUACAUCGAGGCGGAGGUGCUGUAUGCGGUCAGAGAGUACGCCUGCACAGCGACCGAUGUGAUCGCUCGGAGAACUCGCCUCGGCUUCCUGAACGUGCAGGCGGCCGACGAAGCGCUCCCUCGCAUCGUGCAGAUCAUGGGGAAGGAGCUGGACUGGAGCGAGGAAAAGAAGACGGAAGAGCUGGAGACGGCCAGGAAGUUUCUGUACCUGGAGAUGGGCUACAGGUCUCGCGCUGAACAGCUGACCAAGACUACUGAGAUCAACCUGGACACCCAGGAAGUAGCCAGGUACAAGAAGCGUUUCCAUAAGUUUGACAAAGAGAGCAAAGGCUUCAUCACCACUGUGGACGUCCAGCAGGUUUUGGAAAGCAUCAAUGUCCAAAUUGAUGAAAACGCACUCCAUGAAAUCCUUAAUGAGGUGGACCUCAACAAGAACGGACAGGUGGAGAUUGACGAGUUCAUGCAGCUCAUGAGCGCCGUGAAGAAGGGACAAGUGUCCGACAGCCGCCUGGCCAUCCUGAUGAAGACAGCGGAGGAGACGCUGAAUAAACGAGGCCCGGUGACGGUGGACCGGAGCGGGGGGGGAUUCUGAUCCAAAAGGGGGUCUCAUGCAAAUGGGCUAUUUGACAGACAAUAACGCAAUCAAGCACACGGGGUGAGCAAAUCAAGCGUCCCUGCAGAGCGGUCUGAAGGUGGUUUCUUUUCACAACAUCUGGUGCCUCUGAUGUCACGCAGCACAUCUGUUUUCUACUGUCUUUAAACACACUAUUUUAAUCAUUUGACAUUGUCUUUGUACCGACACUGGAUUUUUUUACUUUUCAUUUUUCAACAUAAUGGACAGCUGCUUUGUUAAGCUUUAUUUUACACGGUAAUUUUUUCUUCAUAUUAGCUUAGCACUAGUUAGUUAGCACUCACCUUAAUUACAUUACAUUACAUGUCACACAUGACUUCCAUACUCAAUACUGUGGGCAAUCCCCACAGGAGCAAUUUGGCAAAGUGUCUUGCCCAGGGACACAACGACAUGCUGACUGCAGUGGGGUUUGAACCUGUGCUCCCCGGAACACCAACGCACUAACCCACUGCGCCACACACCUCCUAAUAAAACCAUUAUGUAUCCAGGAAUACAUUAACAUUUAUUUGGCUUAAAUGGACAGCAAAUCACUAUGAACCUUUAAAAUAAAGCCACACGGGGCAUUUUAAUAUUUAGUUUCUACAAGCAGUCACUCUGAGAUGUUUCUGAAGUCCCCCCCCCCCCCCAACUGUUGAUCUGCUUUUCCACUACCAGCAAACUGCUUCUGAUUCUUAGGUUUACACGACAGGGUUCCCAGCUUUACUGAGAAAGAGGCUUUUAAUCUGUUCUUUCCACAUAUAUUUUUUAUUAUUUAUUCAUAGGUAGAACUACAGAGAUUUAAAUAUGUUGCAUGAGAGAAUAAUGAUUUUUGAUGAUGUCAAGCAGAAUCUUUAUUUUUACAAUGUUUGAAGUGCAGUUUCUUGUGCUUGUGUUGAGUGUAUGUAACUCUGCAUGCUAAUGUUGAAUGUGACACCAACAGCACAGUUGAAUCAUCCAUCUUGUGAUUGAUAGGAACAUCUUAGGCAGUGCACCUGAUGAUUGUAUGAUACGUGCCUUGAUGUGCCUAAGUUCUGAUCCUACUUUUCACUCUGCCACACUCCAUGUUAAACUAAUACAGGAAAUGAUGUUAAAGAAUGUAAGAAGUGUUAUAUAAAGAAUAUUAUUUAAGCUGUUUGUUUUGUAGCUCUGGUUGCUGCCAUGUUGGAGAGGUGAAUAAGUGGAAUUACAUAUUGCUAAUUGGACCUUUAGUCAACAAUGAAAUAUUUUUUGUUGACUUAUCUUCAAAAAGUUCCUGUUUUAAAUCCAGUUUUAGUUCUCUUCCAAUCUAAGAGAAGGCAGAGGUAUUGUACAGCUGCUUUGUUUCCACAUUUAAAGACUCUUUUUAAAACUACAAAUGUUGUUUUUUUCUGAGCUUUCUCACAGGUUUGACAAUAGAUGGGACUGAAUUGGACCAACAGAUUGAUGACAUGUAUUCUGCGGGUUAGUAUAGCGUGUUAAACUCUUAUUAAGUAUUGUUGAAAGACAGACAGACUUUCUCUGAUACGUUUCCAAAGGUUUCAAAUCUUGUUUUAAAGUCAACGUGCAGUGUUGCUUUUCCAAUUUAGAAAAAACCAUUCCAAACCCAAUUUAUAAAAAUAAAAACAGUAAUGGAACGCCUCCAACAUGGCAGUGAGCUGUUGAAGGUUUUAUAUUGUAAAGAAAAGUGUUUCCUCAUUGCCUUCAUAUGAUAAUUUAUAUUAAGAUUGAUCUAAAUAGACUUUUUCUUAUGCAGUGAUUCCAUCAGGUUUGAACCAUCACUGUACUGUUACUGAAGUGUGUGUGUGAGGGUGUGUGUGUGUGUGUGUGUGUGGGGUUCAGCUCCAGGACCCUUUAAAACUGCCAACGACAUUUCCACGCUGAUGUUUUUGUGGAUGAAAUUUCAGCUUUAUCCCCGGCUCAAAGAGAAUCCUGAGAGCGCGUCUUCAGGUCAAACAGCCAUUAUAUCAUUAAAUAUAUCUGGUUGCAAAG
Trematomus bernacchii (emerald rockcod) is the source of this 4296-nucleotide messenger RNA. It is a transcript of the gene gpd2, whose product is annotated as glycerol-3-phosphate dehydrogenase 2 (mitochondrial). The transcript is spliced from 18 exons. Gene Ontology annotation, molecular function: calcium ion binding; glycerol-3-phosphate dehydrogenase (quinone) activity. Gene Ontology annotation, biological process: glycerol-3-phosphate metabolic process. Gene Ontology annotation, cellular component: glycerol-3-phosphate dehydrogenase (FAD) complex; mitochondrion. The coding region runs from base 118 to 2310 and encodes 730 amino acids. NCBI's taxonomy places the organism in Eukaryota, Metazoa, Chordata, Actinopteri, Perciformes, Nototheniidae. The record is from RefSeq and is a predicted model, not a curated record.